CUCCGGAGAGAGAAGCCACUCCUCACCUGAUGCUGCAGGUGCAGCCACAGGUGAACGGCCUUCCCCAAAUCUCUCCUCCUGCCUCUCCUGCCCGGAGCCCAUGGCGGAGGAGAAGACCUUCAGCUAUGGGUUCAUCAUCUUGGGUUUCUUCCUGGUGAUGGUGGGGAUGUUCAUCAUGAGCGUGGACAAGCCCCAGUACUACAUCACCUUCUGCGUCCUGGGUGUCCUGCUCGUGGCUGUGGGCAUCACAUGGAGCAUGUGCCAGUGCUACCCAAAGAUAACGUUCAUCCCUGUGGACCUCGAGGCUGAGAGAUUCCUGGACCAGAAAUCCACGGUGCUGCCACAGAAGGACACAGGCUUGAUUUCCCCCUGCCCCAACCAAGAGGCCACCAGCAGCUACGAGAAGAGCCUGCCAUCCUACGAGCAGAUCCAGAGGCAGGGGGCCAGCUCAGCUCCGCUCCCAGCCGCGGCACAGCCUAGAGCCCGCAGCUGCUCCCAGUCGGCCGUGCAGGCCAGAGCAGAGAUCCACCGGGAGCUGGGGGGCGCUGGAGACCCCUCCCAGGGCCUGGCACCUCGCCUGGAAGCAGCAGCAGGCAGCUGCAGCCCCGCCCGGCCAGCCCCGGGGGACGCCCCGCUGGCCUCCCUGCUGGAGGAGAUGGACACGCCAUCGCUGGAGGGCUCCGUGCCCGGCAGCCCCGCUCCGCAGAGCCGGACCCUGCCCUCCGCCACCCCGAGAACCUCCCCGGAGAGGGGAGAGCACCCCCGAUCCCCCUGGAAAGGCCCUGCCGAGGAGGAUGACCUCUACUACGGGCUCCAGGAGGAGCCGGAUGCUCUGCUCAGGGAGAGUGAUGGACUUUUCGAGCCUGAAAACUGAUUUCCUGGGAAGAAUGGCCACUCGGCGUGGACUCACCUCAUGGAGGGGACACACAGGUCACAGCCCGGAGGAAAGGGGGCUGUGCCCAGAAGUGCAAUGAUCCCAGCCUCCUGCCUGCCCCUGUGCCAAGCUGCAGCCCCUGUGCACACCCAGCCACUCAGGAGGCUGUCAUUUCCCCCAAACCCAAAGGGGGUACACCCAGCUCCAGAAUUCAACAGAAUAUGGGACAAGGCCCCCUUGCCAAAGGCAUUUGGGUGGGCACAGAGAAGCUGAGCUGGGCAUAAAUACUGUGCUUGGGAAGGGAAAGGAUUGGCUGUGCUGUUUGGAACAGGAUCAGGUUUAGGUAGGCAGAACAUGCUCUAUGCAGAUGGGUCUUACCAGGCAGAGAUGCCCUCAAAGUCUUUUUCCCCCUUACCCAAGCUCUGCUGAAAUUAAAAUUCCAUCCUGAGUCUCCUGCAGCGGGCAGCCUUCAUAUCUCCAGCUUGGGAGAGGGGUGAUGGAGGUGACAGAUUGUGCUGUCCCCUGUCUCCUGCACAAGGACCAGCUUCCAGCACUCUUGGGAGCACAGAGAGGAGGACACAGCUGAGCCAAAACCCUGAUGAUGGCACUUGAGGUGGUGGCUUUGCACAUUGUCUGCUGGGUCAGUGUUAGAGCUGCAGGUGGGUUUGCAGGCUGGCACCCACCGUCCCCAAACUUCCUGUGAAUAAUAAGUGUUUGUUCCAAACCACGUGGAUGGAUCUCAGCCUGGUUUGUCACCAUGACAGGGACAGCACAAGGGCUCUCCACAGCCUGUCUGCAGCACACAGGGGUGGCAGUGCUGGUGGCAGCCACAGCCCUUGGCUGCUGGGGGCUGCGGGGUUCUGCAGGGCUGAGCCUCCCCAGGGCAGCUGGGUUUGGGCCAAAGCCUCAGUGGAUCCAACAGCACGGGGAUGCUGAGAGUCCCUUGCUGUGUUUUGGGAAAGCUGGGCUGGAUCUGCCUGUGCAGAUCUGCCUGUCCCAGGAGGCUUGGGAGCUCAUGUCUGCUGGCAGAGGAGCGCUUCAGCAAAUUCCAUAGAGUCACAGAACUGAGUUGGAAGGGAGCUUAAAAAUACUGCAGUUCCAACCCUCCAAGCACAAAAGUGGGGGAAAGCUGUCCUCCAGCACCCGAGGGGGAGCGGGCAUGAGAGCCCUGGGAGGAUGUUCCUGUGCUCCCUUGCCACCUUUGCUGUUUUGUGUGUUUUAUGUGCUUUGCUGGUGGAGUGCAGGAUGUGCAAGAAAAGGCUGUACCUGAGGGGUCACAGCCCUGUGACACCCCUGCUGCUGUUCCUGCACCCUUGGCUCACCUUGGUGUCCCCAAAGCAGCCAGGGAGAAGGGCAGGGAGCACCUACGCACUUGGGUUGUUUAUAGCCAACAGGAGGGUGGGGAGUGAAGGCUGCAGUGUUGGCUAAACACUGUCACAGGACUGUGAGAUGCUCUGCAGGAGGAAGCAUUACCAGAUGGAGUGCAUGGACUCAGCUCCUGCUUGUCCUUUCCAGUGUGGGGGGUGUGGUGGCUCUGGGAAUGCUGUUUGGUCGCGGCCAUGUCUCACUGAGUUUCAGAGGGUGCCUGGGGCGGGAUGUCACUCUGUGUCACUGCUCCUGUGGAGUGUGGGGAUCUGGUAGAGACCCAGAAGCUUUCACCUAUAGAACCUCAGAAUGUUUGGGCUGGGAAAGGACCUUGAAGAGCAUCUUGUUCUCAGCCCCCUGCCAUGGGCAGGGACACCUUCCACUAGACCAGGUUGCUCCAAGGUCCGUCCAGCCUGGCCUUGAGUGUUCCCAAGGAUGGGACAUCCACAGCUUCCCUGGGAAAACUGUGCCAGGGCUUCACAGUCCAAAGCCCCUCCCUGCCCUCCUGUAGUCUCUGUGCUGGAAGGGGCUCUAAGGUCUUUCUGGAGCCUUCUCUUCUCCAGGAAGAACACUCUCUCAGAAUUUCCUCACAGAAGUGAUUCCUGCCUCAUGCCUUGGCACCCGCUUUCAUUUUUGGCAAAAUAA
Molecule: messenger RNA, 2884 nt
Organism: Prinia subflava (tawny-flanked prinia)
Lineage: Eukaryota; Metazoa; Chordata; Aves; Passeriformes; Cisticolidae
Gene: BSND
Product: barttin CLCNK type accessory subunit beta
Exons: 4
Coding region: 101-874 (257 amino acids)
Biological process (GO): chloride transport
Cellular component (GO): plasma membrane; basolateral plasma membrane
Molecular function (GO): chloride channel regulator activity
Source: RefSeq, a predicted model, not a curated record